Molecule: messenger RNA, 1348 nt
Organism: Ipomoea nil (Japanese morning glory)
Lineage: Eukaryota; Viridiplantae; Streptophyta; Magnoliopsida; Solanales; Convolvulaceae
Product: pectin acetylesterase 8-like
Exons: 15
Coding region: 78-1235 (385 amino acids)
Biological process (GO): cell wall organization
Cellular component (GO): plant-type cell wall
Molecular function (GO): pectin acetylesterase activity
Source: RefSeq, a predicted model, not a curated record
UUUGGAUCCUUUCAAACUUAGAUCGCUUCAACCUUCGACGUCAGAGCAAGCCAGCUGAUCCAGAUUAGAGACUGGAAAUGAAGAACUUUGGAGAAAUACUGCUAAUACUUGUCACUUCUCUUGCUCUGCUAAAUGGCUGGAGCGCUGAAACUUCUCAUGCAAUUUCUGAUACCAGUGGUAAUGAAACUUUAGUGAAUCCUACAUUUGUUAAGGAUAAAAGUGCAGUUUGCUUAGCUGGAAAUCCGGCAGCAUACUACUACUCGAAAGGGUUCGGUGAGGGCGCUAAUAAUUGGAUUGUGUAUCUUCGUGAGGGAGGAUGGUGUAUGAGUUUCACUGACUGCCAGGAUUACAUUGUACGAAAAGGUGGUAGCACCAAACCCAAACCUGUAGCUUUUGGAAAUCUUUUAAGCAACCAAAAAGAAAAAAAUCCAGACUUCUUUAACUGGAACAGAGUUGAUCUUAGAUAUUGCGAUGGAUCAUCGUUUACUGGAAAUUCUGAAAUAUUUAAAAAUCGUACAAAACUUUAUUUUAGAGGAGCAAAAAUUUUCAACGCUAUAAUUCAGGAGCUAUUAGACAAUGGAAUGGGAAGUGCACAAAAUGCUCUUUUAGCCGGUAGUUCAGCUGGUGGAGUGGCAACCGCGAUUUAUUGUGACAGAUUUCGACGCCAUUUUUCUAACACUUCUCGAGUAAAGUGUCUUUCAGAUGGUGGAUAUUUUUUCCUAUCGAAAAAGCACCAUCAAGAAAACACAUUUCUGUCCAUGUUUGAUGGUUUGAUCAAAUUACAUGGAUCGAAAAAUGCAUUGCCUACGUCUUGCACUUCGAGAUUAAGUCCAGAAAUGUGUUUCUUCCCGCAAAAUUUGCAAGCUGACAUUCGGACACCCAUCUUUAUUUUAAUGUCCGCGUUUGAUAGUAUUCAGAUCCGGUAUACAAUGGCAUCAAAAGAAUUUGAUGUAUGUGCUCUAGGGAGGAACUGUUCUUCGAAUCAAAUUAAAAUCAUGCAAGAUCUUAGGGCUGAGCUCUUGUCUGUUUUGCCUGACCACCACAAUUCAAAAAAAGGGAUCUUGAUUACCUCUCAGUAUGCUCAUACUCAAGCUUUAAGCCCUUCUUGGAAUUCUCAAGCAGCCGGAACUGGAGAGACUAUUGAAAAGUUGUUCAGAGAAUGGUAUUUUGAUAUCAAGGCUGUUCAAGUUAUUGAUAAGAAUCAGUGCCCAUAUUAUCAUUGCUCAUCAAAAUAGGUUUGAGGAAAAAAACAAGCUAUGGGUUUGUAAAUAUUUGUUGAAGAGUACUUGAAAGCUUUAAACAAUGGGUUUGUAAAUAUUUAAUUUGUUGAAGAGUAAUUGAAAACUUU